GGCGUUCCAUAUUUUUGUACCUUCUGCAUUGGCACCGCCCACUUACCUUACCAAACCAGAAGGAAGGGACAAGGAAAUAUUAAUAAUGUAGUGUUCUAAAUCAAAUUAAAUAUGAAACUGUAAGAAGAGAUUGAUUCCAUGAUGGUUUCUAGAAUUUCAGUCACCAGUUUACCCGAAAAUGUGGUUCUUGAAAUAUUUUCCUACCUCAGUAUUCCAGAAAGGUGCCAAAUUGCAAGGGUAUGCCGUUUAUGGAGCCAUCUGAUAAGGGACAAGUAUUUGUGGCAGUAUGUUGACCUUACAUCUAAUCCAAUUCCACCCAAAACCCUCUGGAAGGUCAUCCGAGGUUACUUGUCGGAUUCACUUCGCUCUUUGUCACUUCACGGUUUUCUGUACUCCGUAAAAAAAACUGAUUGUUUGUCGCAUGCUCUGCUGGAAGAACUCUCAUCACGUUGUCCCAAACUGACGUGCAUACUGAUUCAAUGUGCAAACCUUACUAUGAUAAAAUCGCACAAAUUUCCACGCAACUUGAAACGAUUAUAUAUCGUACACUGUGAGGUAACACCACAUUGGCUUAAAAGUGCGGUUGAAGAAAAUCGCCUCAAAAGUAUGGAGGAGCUCAGUUUUUGCGACUCAAAACGCUUUUCUGACAUCGAUAUUGAUUAUGUUUCCAAACUCACAAACCUGAAAUUACUUAAUCUGAAUAACUGUUAUAGAAUAACCGAUGAGGCCGUGAAUAAACUGACAAACAGCUUACUUGGAUUGAAAACAUUAAUAUUGAGUGGAUGCUCAAUUACAGACUUGUCGAUACAUUUUGUAAGUCAUCGAUUGAAAAACAUACAGACUUUGGACAUUUCUCGAUGUACUACAUUAACAAAUUCUAGCCUUGCCAUUCUUGGGUUUCCAUACUGUCCAAGAUUUUUAAAAGUACAAGGUUGUAAUUGCCUACUAGUUCAGGAUCUUGCUAAAGUUGUAAAAGCUAACUCAGGACUAAUAAGUAUAGAGUUCAAAGAAGAUGAUGAAAUCAAAUUUCUCACCCAAGCAAAUUUUGAUAGUUUUUUAAAGAAUUCAGAGGAACAAGAACAACAAGAGUAAUAGUAAUUGAGAUUAAUAGUUAAUAGUUUUAAAUAAAUUUUGGUUUUGAGACUCAAUGACAAAGUGGCCACUGAUUAUAUAAAAUCAGAGGUGGGCAUAAAAAUCAGUCUGAGGGCCAAAGUCGGUCGUGUAAGGGCGAGUCAUGGAGCCCUGGGGGAAAGAAAGUGUUGGGUAGACAAUGUCAAAAAAUAUUGUGUGACUAUUUAACAAUAAAUUGAAGUAAUAUUGUGCACACACAUAUUUAAUUUUGAUAUUUGCUGCAACGUAUAAAUAAGAUCUAUGCAUACAUCGUCAUUCCGAAAAAAUAGAAAAAAGAGAAGAACAUUUUUAGAAAGUCCAGAAAGAGGAGAGCAUGUUACGUACUGUAAGCCUACUCCAACAAUAUAAGCUAAUCUUCGAUUUAAAUUCCAUCAGUGUCUAUGCGUCUGAAGCAUUUCUAAACAAAAUCUGAACACCACCCCACUCGGUAAUUCACUUGUCGCAUAACACCUACCUAGCUUUUUCUAUAGAUCCGCUCCUGGUUAUAUUCUGUAAGGGACCAUUCCAACAUUUAAAUAAUCAACCCUAUUAAAACUACAAAAAUUCAGAGACGGAUAGAAAUUUACUUUCCACAUAAUUUGUUGGCCUACGACUUCUGUAUCACUUUUUUUUUAAAAUUUAUUUUAUCUUUAGAACUGUGUAAAUCUCAGGAAAAGUCUUGGCACAUACACGCAAUGUAUAUUCAAACUGAUGUUUUCGAUUGUUGAUGCUUUUCUGUCCUCUAACAGUCUCCAGUACGUUUUUUUAAUUUAAUCUUUUUUUUUUUUUUUUUUUUUUUUUGGUUUCUUUGUAAGGAGCACCUUCUUAGUGAUAAUGUAUAUAAUAUUCUGCAGUUGCUUUCAUCCAAAUUAUUUUAUUUUGGUUUUAUGAAUUAAUGAAUUACUUCUCGGUUGUAAUAAUUGAUGGGAAAUUUACCUUUAUUAGCUAUUUGCUUUGUGAAUAAUUAUGAUUAAUUAUGUUUUAAAUUAAGGAUUAAAUAUUUAAGUAUGCCUUUAAGUAGGACAUAGAAACUGAUCUGACAACCUUUUUAUUUGAAACAUAUUACAAGAACUUCAUACUUUGUGCAUUCCAAAGGUAAUGAAUAAGGAUGCACUAAAAAUCAGACAGCAUAUCAAAAUUAUCAAUGAUUUACUUUACGAAAUGAUAUGAGGGAAAUGGUUAAAUAAUAAAGGGCUAAACUGACGGGGCUACUCCAGCAAACAUUGAAAGAAUACAGAAUGUAAAGAGACCUCAAACUAACUUGGAUGAGAGUAAAGUGAACCUGUGUUUUGGUAGAUCUAAUCUGAUCAUUUAUAUAGUGCCUUUCUUUACAGAUGUGUUAAGCAGGGCCGGCGGAACUUUUUUUAAAGUAGUGGGGGGGGGGCCCACUAGCAUUUCUUUCCGAUCAUACAAAAAUCUGCAUAGACAUUAUAUAUUUUCUGCCAAAAAUUGGGGGUGGGCACCGGUUUUGCCGGCCAUGCGAAGCGCCAUAAGUUAAGAUGCUCAACUUGCAGUUCAAGGUUCUGUUGAAAUACCAGGAUUUUUCCGAUGACUAAAAAACAAUUCCCAUUUCUAAAAUUUGUAAUCGGUAUUUGAAAAUUAAUUGAAAAAAUCCCUUAAUUGUGUGGAGUUAAAAUCAUAGAUUUUGACGUUUUAUCAUUAUCAACUUUUAUUACAGAAGCUUUUUUAAUAAAAAAAAAAUCUUCAGAGUAUCAUUUAAUUUACAGUAAUUUAUGCAGAAGUAUUAUUUACGGUAAGUCUACAGGUUGUUUAACUAACCUUUGUACCUUAUGGCCAACUGUUUGUUUUAACUUGAAAAGUUAAUAAACGAUGUAAUGUUAAACGUAAUGUUAAUCAUUCAUUGCUUACUUUAUAUAUUUCAAUAUAGGUUUCAAGUUUCCAAAUAAAAAAAAGUAGAGGAAAAAAA
Molecule: messenger RNA, 3037 nt
Organism: Anneissia japonica
Lineage: Eukaryota; Metazoa; Echinodermata; Crinoidea; Comatulida; Comatulidae
Product: F-box/LRR-repeat protein 12-like
Exons: 3
Coding region: 139-1092 (317 amino acids)
Biological process (GO): positive regulation of protein ubiquitination; SCF-dependent proteasomal ubiquitin-dependent protein catabolic process
Cellular component (GO): SCF ubiquitin ligase complex
Molecular function (GO): protein binding
Source: RefSeq, a predicted model, not a curated record